CGGGGGGUGUGCUGCGCCGUGGUCUGCCGGCUCCCGGCUCCCGGUCCGGAUAAUGACAGGUGCCUGCUCGGUAGCCUGCGUGAGCCGGGCGCCGUGUCUGGGCGAGUUUGGGCCGGUUCUGUGGGCACGUUGACUCAGCGUUUCCCUUUGGGCUGGUCAAGUUCGGACACGUUCCUAAGACGCAGUCAGAGGAGCUAAGCCCUGACUUGUCUCCAGCUGGGGCUAUUUAAACCAGGCUUUUCCCCAGCUGGAUUCGCCGGCGAUUGCAGAUAGGUACCCGGGGUCGGCGACGUAGAGCACUUACUUUACCCUGAUCCAGGCAAAUGUGCAAUACCAACAUGUCUGUGUCUACUGAUGGUGCUGUAAGCACCUCACAGAUUCCAGCUUCGGAACAAGAGACCCUGGUUAGACCAAAGCCUUUGCUUUUGAAGUUGUUAAAGUCUGUUGGUGCACAAAAAGACACUUAUACUAUGAAAGAGGUUAUAUUUUAUCUUGGCCAGUAUAUUAUGACUAAACGAUUAUAUGAUGAGAAGCAACAGCAUAUUGUGUAUUGUUCCAAUGAUCUUCUAGGGGAUUUGUUUGGAGUGCCAAGCUUCUCUGUGAAAGAGCACAGGAAAAUAUAUACAAUGAUCUACAGAAACUUGGUAGUAGUCAAUCAGCAUGAAUCAUCAGAUUCAGGCACAUCUGUGAGUGAAAAUAGGUGUCACCUUGAAGGUGGGAGUGAUCAAAAGGACCCUGUGCAAGAGUUGCAGGAAGAGAAACCUUCAUCUUCAGAUUUGGUUUCUAGACCAUCUACCUCAUCUAGAAGGAGAACAAUUAGUGAGACAGAAGAACAUUCAGAUGAAUUACCUGGAGAACGGCAGAGAAAGCGCCACAAGUCUGAUAGUAUUUCCCUUUCCUUUGAUGAAAGCCUUGCUCUGUGUGUAAUAAGGGAGAUAUGUUGUGAAAGAAGCAGUAGCAGUGAAUCAACAGGGACGCCAUCAAAUCCGGAUCUUGAUGCUGGUGUAAGUGAACAAUCAGCUGAUUGGUUGGAUCAGGAUUCGGUUUCAGAUCAAUUCAGUGUAGAAUUUGAAGUUGAGUCUCUCGAUUCAGAAGAUUAUAGUCUUAGUGAAGAAGGACAAGAACUCUCAGAUGAAGAUGAUGAGGUAUAUCGAGUAACUGUGUAUCAGGCAGAGGAGAGUGAUACAGAUUCAUUUGAAGAAGAUCCUGAAAUUUCCUUAGCUGACUAUUGGAAGUGUACUUCGUGCAGCGAAAUGAAUCCUCCUCUUCCACCUCAUUGCAACAGAUGUUGGGCCCUUCGUGAGAAUUGGCUUCCUGAAGAUAAAGGGAAAAUGCCUGAGAAAGCCAAACUAGAAAACUCAACGCAAGUAGAAGAGGGCUUUGAUGUCCCUGAUUGUAAAAAAUCUUCAGUGAGUGAUUCCAGAGAACCGUGUGCUGAGGAAAAUGAUGAUAAAAUCACACAAGCCUCCCAAUCCCAAGAAAGUGAGGACUUUUCUCAGCCAUCAACUUCUAAUAGCAUCAUUUAUAGCAGCCAAGAAGAUGUCAAAGAGUUUGAGAGGGAAGAAACACAAGACAAAGAAGAAAUUGUGGAAUCUAGUUUUCCCCUUAAUGCCAUUGAACCUUGUGUGAUUUGCCAAGGUCGACCUAAAAACGGUUGCAUUGUUCAUGGCAAAACAGGACAUCUUAUGGCAUGCUUUACAUGUGCAAAGAAGCUAAAGAAAAGGAAUAAGCCCUGUCCAGUAUGUAGACAACCAAUUCAAAUGAUUGUGCUAACUUAUUUCCCUUAAUGGACAUGUCUAUAAAAGUAGAGCCUUAUAUUUCUAACUAUAUAACCCUAAAAAUUUAGACAACAUAAAAUUAUUUUUUUACACAUAACCAAUGGAAGAAAUUAUCUGUACAUGUAGAUUUCUUCUCUGUAGUGUAAUUUACCUACUUUGGGAGGGGCAGUAGUAAGUACUUCUUUUAGAAAAAUUUCACUUUUGUUUAUAUUUGGGUUUUAAUGUAAUUAAAAUUGGACAUAUAGCUCAUCCUUAACCCUUACUCUUCAUAUCUUAAAUGAUUUCCACUCCCUUAAAAUUUAGAGAAGUACCUGAUUU
Mustela erminea (ermine) is the source of this 2096-nucleotide messenger RNA. RefSeq names its product MDM2 proto-oncogene (gene MDM2). Gene Ontology annotation, cellular component: nucleus. The record is from RefSeq and is a predicted model, not a curated record. Gene Ontology annotation, biological process: regulation of cell cycle; negative regulation of apoptotic process. Lineage: Eukaryota; Metazoa; Chordata; Mammalia; Carnivora; Mustelidae. Bases 324 to 1787 code for a protein of 487 amino acids. Gene Ontology annotation, molecular function: identical protein binding; ubiquitin protein ligase activity. The transcript is spliced from 11 exons.